GGCUCUGUUUUCUUCCUUCCUUUUUUGUAUUAGAGAGGCUAUAAACUUUGCAGAUCAUUUGCAGUUCUAUCGAAAUUUGUGCAAACAAAACAGAACCGUUCUCCGCCUUCGCAACGCAUCGCAUCACUCACAACAUUGUCAGCUGUUCUCGCGGAAGAAGAGAGUGACUUAUCAAUCGCGGAAACAUGAGACUCCCCGCCCUAAUUUUGGGGAUUUUAAGCUUAUUUUUAAUUGUGGGCGUUGCCAGUGCCAAAUACUUGUACAAAACCAAGUUCCUGGAUGUACCGUUGGAUCAUUUCAGCUACGUCAGCGAGAAUGUGACCUUUCCGUUGAGAUACCUCACUAACGAUACGUACAAUCCGGACGGCAGUGGUCCAAUCUUUUUCUACACCGGCAAUGAGGGUGACAUCGAACUGUUUGCCCAAAACACCGGCUUCAUGUGGGAACUGGCGGCGGAACUGAAAGCGUCACUCGUGUUCGCAGAACACCGAUUCUAUGGAAAAACUCUCCCGUUUGGAAACAGUUCCUACGACUCACCGAAGCAUCUUGGUUAUCUAACGUCGGAGCAAGCGUUGGCGGAUUUCGCGUUCCUGCUGGACAAGCUGAAUCCUAGCAAUCGGACGAUGAGAGGUCGUCCGGUGAUAGCGUUUGGUGGAUCCUACGGUGGCAUGCUAGCGGCCUGGAUUCGGAUAAAAUAUCCCCACUUGGUAACGGGGGCCAUCGCUGCCUCCGCUCCCAUCCGACAGUUCGAUACCGAUUGCAGUGUGUUCAAUCAAAUCCUCACAUCGAUUUUUAGUGUGUCCUACACGAGGGAAUGCUCCCAAAAUAUCGCUCGAUCCUGGGAGACGAUGAAGAACUACUCAUCCACUGCGGCAGGGUUGAAAAUUCUCCAGGACACAUUCAAGUUCUGUCCCGGAACUGUCUCCAAAGCGGACGAUAUUACGGGGAAAUUUUUCGAUUAUCUCACCGAUGUUUACGGAAAUCUAGCGAUGAUCAACUAUCCGUACAAUUCGAGCUUUCUGGCACCGGUUCCGGCGUACCCGGUGCGAGAGUUCUGUGGUCGGUUGGAUAAAAAUUUCACCGGACCGGAGCUGCUCUCACGACUGCAGCAGGCCCUCAGCAUCUACACCAAUUACACCGGUCAGACGGUCUGUUUGAAUAUAAACUCUUCGUACGACAGCAGUAUGGGGGAUAAGGGCUGGGAGUUCCAAUCGUGCACCGAAAUGGUAAUGCCAAUGUGCGCCCAGGGUGGUACGAGAGAUAUGUUCCCCAAGCAGGCGUGGGAUGGGAAGAAGUACUCGGAGGAUUGCUUCAAGAAGUACGGAGUGCGACCGCGGCCGAGAAGCGCACUCACCAUGUAUGGAGGGCAGUUCCUGGACGGAGUCUCCAAUAUUGUCUUCAGCAACGGGCUGCUGGAUCCCUGGUCAGGUGGUGGAGUUCUGCGUUCCUCGAAUAGCAAUAUAAAAAUCGUUCUGAUUCCCGAAGGGGCCCAUCACAUCGACUUGCGAGCUUCCAAUCCGAACGAUCCGGGCUCCGUUAUCGCCGCUCGCCAAAUUCACUCCCAAAACAUCCAACUAUGGAUCAAACAGUACCGCAAGGCGAAAAACUUUCGUUGAGAUUAAAGACGAAUUUCUUUGAUUUAUGUGUGUAUAUUUGUAGUUUAUCAGUUUGUUACAGAAACACAGGGAUGGGAGAAAACAUAACAUAGAAUGCAAACACGAAGUUAAAAUAAAACUAUUUUAAAUAAUUUUGGGCCCAAAUAUAGGGGAUUGUUUCACGAA
This is a messenger RNA of Toxorhynchites rutilus septentrionalis, 1781 nucleotides long. RefSeq names its product lysosomal Pro-X carboxypeptidase. Gene Ontology annotation, biological process: proteolysis. Gene Ontology annotation, molecular function: serine-type exopeptidase activity; dipeptidyl-peptidase activity. Bases 186 to 1616 code for a protein of 476 amino acids. The record is from RefSeq and is a predicted model, not a curated record. Lineage: Eukaryota; Metazoa; Arthropoda; Insecta; Diptera; Culicidae. The transcript has 4 exons.